Penicillium verrucosum is the source of this 1272-nucleotide messenger RNA. RefSeq names its product pepsin-like aspartic protease. Gene Ontology annotation, molecular function: aspartic-type endopeptidase activity. The coding region runs from base 1 to 1272 and encodes 423 amino acids. The record is from RefSeq and is a predicted model, not a curated record. The transcript has a single exon. Gene Ontology annotation, biological process: proteolysis. NCBI's taxonomy places the organism in Eukaryota, Fungi, Ascomycota, Eurotiomycetes, Eurotiales, Aspergillaceae.
AUGCCCGUUCGCCGCAACGAUGGCUAUGAGAUUGUUGAAUCCCACAAGCCAACAUUGGCAAAAAGUGCACCGUUAAAUCAGGACGGAACAGACUAUUCAUACUUCUCUCCCGUCCAAGUAGGUUCUCAAAAGCAAGAAAUGUGGAUGGCAAUCGACACUGGAGCACCCAAUACCUGGGUCUUUGACUCGAAAUGCACCGAGCCUGUCUGCACACGUCAUCACAAGUUCGACCGGUCAGCAUCAACCAGCUAUACCACCGACGAUUCAACGUUCAGCCUCUUUUAUGGUAGCGGCAAGGUCUCAGGAAAGAUGGGGAAAGACGUCCUCUCAAUUGCAGGGCUCGAAGUCUCGCAAACUUUCGGUCUGGCUAACAAUGCCUCGGAAACUUUUCAGAGUUACCCAUUCGACGGGAUCCUUGGCCUGGGUCGAUCGCGUACGGAAGGGUGGGAUUUGCCAUCUUUCAUGGAUCUUGUUGCUGAGAAAAACCUCAUCAAGUCAAACUUGGUUGGGUUCAGUCUCUCUCGCUCAGCAGACAACAAUAAGGAUGGAGAAAUCAACUUUGGUGGUGUCGAUACAACCAAGUUCGAUGGUACUAUCUCCUACACUGCCACGAACGAGAAAAUAUGGAGCAUCCCCGUGGAUGAUGCUUAUGUGAAUGGACAAAGUUGCAACUUUACCGGAAAAUCCGCUACCAUCGACACCGGAACCACCUACUUGCUGAUCCCUCCCGCGGAUGCCAAAACCCUGUUUUCUCUCGUCCCUCAUUCAUCUCAACAGCCUUCCAACCCGAACAACUAUUUGAUCCCAUGCAAUUCGACUGCUACCAUAGAGUUCGAGUUCUCUGGUGUUAAAUAUAACGUCUCCCCUAAGGAUUAUGUUGGAAACGCCGAGUCGGACGGUUCAGCCUACUGCAUUUCGACCAUUGUCGGCUAUGCAUCCAACGGUGCAAACUGGCUUGUCGGCGAUGUCUUUUUGAAGAACGUCUACACCGUGUUCGAUUUUGACAAUGGACAGAUCGGGUUUGGCGCGCUUGCCUCGGCCUCAGACUCAAGCUCAUCUUCCACCUCAUCCUCUUCCACCUCAUCCACGUCCCAGGGCAACGGGACAUUCACUGCACCGCCAGUCACUGACACUGCUCCGUCUGCUGCUGACCCCACAUCAUCAUCGACCUCCUCAACCAUGGCCACAGUCUCUGACAGCUCCGCAUCCCACCUCAUCCGUGGCAUUAGCUGGUCUAUGCUCACGGUCAUGCUUGGUGCAUUUGCUAUUUGA